CUCGGAGUUCCAAUUGUCCAAUUCCAAUCGGAACGUCGGCUGGCAGACGUGCGUCGUUUGCUGAGCGGGUGGUGUAUAUAAAUGUAUAUAAACAAUAAAAGCGUAAUUUCAAUUGAAUCAAGACCAUAACAACGGUUUCUGGGACUCGGUUGCCUUGCCAUAUGUGACACCCAGCACACACAUGCGCCCGUAAAUUCCGAAAGUUCGACAUCUGUUUCGGCGCGGAUGCGGUUGCUGGUGCACGAAAGUGAAAUUUCGCAGCGGAAAGUGCAAGAGAAAACGGAGAAAGGUGCCUCCAGAGCUGACCGUUAGUCCUGGUCAUGUCGUCGCUGGAACUCGAGAUCAGCAGCGGCCGCACAAGCAGCAACAACAACUCGUAUGGAUAUGCGAGCAACAACAACAGCAUCAUGCAGAAGCCAGUACCCGCCCCCUCGACCCCCGCCUGCGCUCAGCUGAUCCAAGGCAAGGAGGGGGACCCACUGGAGGGCAGUGCAGCAAACACCUCCGAUCCCUCCCCGGCCGCCCUGCUCGCCCUGGAGUCCUCGGAGGACAGCGAGUGUGACCCCUUCCUGGCCAGCAGCGCUCCCAGUCGAAGAGGGCCCCGGCCCUCCUCCUCCUCCUCCGUCCUCCGCAGCCGCAAGCGCAGCUCUUGGUGGGGGCGGGCCCACGGCUACCUCACCCGCAACUGGUACCUGGGAUGCCUGCUGCCCGCCUGCAUCCUGGGCGCACUCGUCUUCAUCGGCUGGGCGACGCGGGACUACGCCCGCCAGCUGCUCUUCUGGAUUGAGAUGCAGAACGCCUGGAUAACCUUCGCCGUGUACAUGGCGCUCUUCGCCCUGGUCAGCUUCCCCGUGGUGGUGGGCUACUUCGUCCUGCUCAUCACCGCCGGCUACCUGUUUGGCUGCCUGCGCGGCUGGCUCACCGUGAUCCUGGGCGCCAACCUCGGCAUCGCCGUGGCGCAUGCCACCAUUCGCAGCUGCCGGCACCGCAUUCCCGUGCAAAGGUUGAUCAAAAAUGAUACGGGACGAGCUAUUCUUCGCGUGAUAUCUGGACCAAAGGCAUUUCGGGUGGUGCUUUUUACGCGACUUACCCCCAUUCCCUUCGGAGUUCAGAAUGUGAUAUUCGGAAUCAGUUCCAUCAAUACGAGAGACUACCAUGUGGCCACAAUGAUUGGGCUGCUGCCAGCCCAAACUAUCAAUGUUUACUUGGGCUCAACGCUAAGAUCCAUGCACGAAGUGCUUAAUGAUAAUGAUACCAAGCUGACAGGCUACAUUAGCUUCGUAUUUGAGGAGGAUGCCACGCCCACUGUAACGCCCACAAACGCCUAUAUCGCUAAAACCUGUCUAGCGACUACAUUUUUUACAGAUUUUGUAAAAAAGUAAAUGGGAUUUUGUUUUGAUUAUCAAUAUAUGUAUAUCCAAAAAAAUUGUAAGUCGGACCAUUCAUUAAAAGGUUAUGAGCAAGCUAAAUGUGCAAUCUUGGUUACAGCCGCUUUGCUGCUUGCAUAUCUCCGUCUACCGCACACCCCCCUUAGCUGAGUAACGGAUAUGUGAUAGUCGAUGGUAUCGACUAUAACGUUCUCUCUUGUUUCAUAUGCGCAGUUGACAAAAUCUUACCCAAUGAUUUUACGCAUUUAUCUAGCAAAAACAUCGUCAAUGACGACACAGCCACUAGAUACAAACGUAGUAUGUAAAGUAUAUUAAGUUUAAGUAGUGUAUUUAUUUUAAAGUUGGUUAGUUGAGUAACGGGUGUUUGGUAGUUGAGGCACUCGACUAUUACGUAAUCUCUUGUUUUAAACAUUAUUUUUAUUCAGAUUUUGACUAUAACCAUAAGUCAAUUGAAGCUUUUAAGUUAACUUACCAAGUAAUUUGAAGCUUAGAUUCCUAAU
Messenger RNA from Drosophila subpulchrella, 1888 nucleotides. RefSeq names its product transmembrane protein 64. NCBI's taxonomy places the organism in Eukaryota, Metazoa, Arthropoda, Insecta, Diptera, Drosophilidae. The transcript is spliced from 4 exons. The record is from RefSeq and is a predicted model, not a curated record. The coding region runs from base 321 to 1382 and encodes 353 amino acids.